This is a messenger RNA of Diospyros lotus (date-plum), 3739 nucleotides long. RefSeq lists its product as uncharacterized. NCBI's taxonomy places the organism in Eukaryota, Viridiplantae, Streptophyta, Magnoliopsida, Ericales, Ebenaceae. The transcript is spliced from 6 exons. The coding region runs from base 714 to 3398 and encodes 894 amino acids. The record is from RefSeq and is a predicted model, not a curated record.
UCUGUAUGCAUUGCAUUUGCAUGCAGUUAUUUAUAUUUAUUUAUAUACCUUUUUUUUUAUUUUUUUAAAUGGCUAAUCGGUUAAAGCCACAGCUUUUCAUCCGAUCCGCUGCGGCCGCCGCUGCUACGACCCCUCUGACGUGGACUUUAUCGAGCGCCUGUUGGUCCAUCAACUCGAACGCUUCAGUUCGUCCUUAGUUAUUCGACGGACGCCGAUUGAGUGAGUCCAGCGUCAUUCGGUGGUCCAAGCAGCAGCAGAUCGCUACCCCGUCGCUUUCUCACAGCUCAACCAACACGACCUUCGCUUUCUGGUCGUGUGAUUCCAGCAAUGGACUUCUCUCUCCCUCUCCCUCAAAAAGCGCCUCUUUUCCUCAACUCUUGAAAUCCUUAUUAUUCUUGUCUGUAGGGUUCCAACUCAACUUUGAAUUUCUGCUUUUCCUUCUACUCCUCUCUGUCAAUCCGAACCGCCUUUUUCUCCAUGCCGGUCGGCCUUCAAUGCCGUGAAUGAUUAUCCGGUGUUGAAUGCCUUGACUUCGAAACUGACAAUUCUCUAAUCAGUUUGGCAUUUGGAUCGCUUUGGUCUUCGUCAACGCUGUAUAACAACAGUGCUGCGCUGUAUUUGUUCGAUGACAAAAAUUGAAGGUGGAUUUUAUUGGGUAAAGCAUAGAUGCAACGUUAAAGAUCUUCUGCCUUUUGUGAAGACCCAUUUGUUACAUGGGAGGCUUGUCGCACCUUUUUGACUUUAAUCACUGUAGUAUGGCAAGGAAGGUUCUCACGCAGAAGAGACAUGGCGGCGGCUUCGAAGCUCCUCGAAACAGCUUGGAAUUUCCAGUAGAAGCUUCACAGAGCUAUACGGCUGUUGGAGACAACACACAGUACUCGUAUCGAGAUGAGUGGCCCGUGAACACCUAUCAAACAGAGGCUUCAAUGAAGAAGUUGAUCAAUGAAGAGAUAUCAAAACAAACAAACACCAGACACAAAGCACCAAGUGUAGUUGCACGCCUAAUGGGAAUGGAUAUGUUACCGAUAGAUUCAAAACCUGUAACCCAACAAUAUGAAAAAAAGAAUGAAAAGCAGAGAAUUAGUUUUUUUAAACAUGACCAGAACACAAAAGUCUCAGGUGACCAGGUCCAUGGUAACUCCAAUUAUUUUGGGCAAAGAGAGUUCGAUUCUUUUCAACUUAACAAGGACAGAGACACCAAUCAUCAGUGUGUUGGUAUAAAGGUGAGAAAGCCAAAGUCUCGAGAGCAUCCUCAAGAGGAGGAACUACAGAAGUUUAAGAAAGAAUUUCAGGAAUGGCAAGCAGCAAGGUUUAGGGAAUGCUCAAAUGCGGUUGAACCUGGCAGAAUUCCCAGCCAGUGGCUUGCUCAAGAGACCCUCAACAGGGAAAAGUUUGCUCUCCAUGCAAAUUCAAGCAGAACCACAGGAGGUGAGAAUCCUUUUGAAAUGAACAGGAAUGAAGUAAAAUCAAGGUCACAGGAUGGCGGUAUGCUAAAACAUCAAGGAAGUAGAAAGGAACAUUUUUCAUCUGAGCCCGAGGGACCAUAUUCUUUAAGGAGUAGAACCCUAAGUAGAGACUCUGAGCUGUUUCCUCUGAUGGAUUCUGGGCCAAGAUUAGACAUGUUUUCUGCUCCAACAAGGAUAGUGAUCCUGAGGCCUGGCCCCGAGCGGAUUAGUGACAAUGAAGGGUCCUGGGUCAGUUCUUCAGGCAUAUCAGAGGAGAGAGGUAGCAUAGAAGAUUUUCUUGAGGAGGUAAAGGAAAGACUAAAAUAUGAGCUGCAAGGUAAAAGUAAAAGAGGAACCAGUGUCAGAGGAGGUGGGAUUGAGACCCCUUAUCGUGAGAAACCAUCUGAACCAAAGCAAAUAGCUCAACGUAUAGCAAAACAAGUCAGAGAAAAUGUUACUAGGGAUCUAGGAAUAAAUUUGCUCAGAUCGGAAUCCACUAGAUCUUCCAGAAGUGAGAUUCAGCAUAAUGGACCAGGUUGUCCUGAGUUCAUCAACAAAGAUACCAGGAGAGUUUUAGCAGAGAGGCUGAGGAAUGUUAUCAAGGGGGAGACAGAUCUGCAUGUUCCCACAGCUGCUACUGGCGGCUCAAACUCUGCCAUGCUGGAUAAAAUGAGGGGCAGACGAGGAAAGUCGGUGGGUGACUUGAAGCCUGGAGGUAAACUCAACUGCUGGGAUAUCAUGGAAGAUGAACCAGAAAUGCAGACCAAAUCCUUCAGACAUGGGCCUGAUGAUGUUGUAAUGCAUCAUAGGGAUUUAUCUCCCAGAAACCUCAGCAGAUCCUUGUCAGCUCCUGUAUCGGGAACAUCGUUUGGGAAGCUACUCUUAGAAGACCGCCACAUUUUAACUGGGGCUCACAUCAGGAGGAAGCAUGAAGCAAUUGAAAGUGUUACAGUUGAUGUGAGGAAACAUAAGAAGGAAAGGUUCAAUUUCAAAGAAAAAGUUUCCAGCUUUAAAUACAGUUUCACUCUUAGGGGGAGGCUGUUUCGCAGAAAGAUUCAGUUGUUAGAGAAGCCACACAAGAAUGAAAGUGAUUCCAAGAAAGAUAUUACAAGUGAACUGACUGGUGUGAUGAAUUUUGGGGAGAGGCAUGAGAACUACACUGAGGUGCCACCAAGCCCAGCAUCUGUAGGCAGCAGUGUUCAUGAGGAGGUAUGGAGGGCUGCAGAACAUCUUAGCUCAGCAUCAACACCAGAUAUAUCUCCGCUAGAAGAUUCUACGGUGCCUCGGGUUUUCAAAGAGAUCAGCCAUAAUCUAAAUGAGUUGCGGAUGCAACUGCUAGAACUUGAAGGGGAUAGUCUCAAUGAGACAGUUAUUGAAGAGCAGACCCUGGAAGCUGAAAUGGAACUAGAGGAUGAAGCAGAAGCUUACAUAAGAGAUUUGCUGGUUGCUUCUGGUGUGUAUGAGUCUUCAUCUGACAAGGUUUUAUCAAGAUGGGACCCAUUUGCAAAGCCUAUAAGCACUGAGAUCUUUGAAGAAGUAGAAGAGUCUUAUAGGAAAAUGAUGAAGGAUCACGAAGAGUCCGAAGGGGAUGAAGGAGAGAUAAAGGUCAAUCGCAAGUUGUUACUUGAUUUGGCCAAUGAAGCACUUUCAAUUAUACUAGGACCGCCUGUAACCAUGUCUAGAUUCAGGAAGAAGGCUAUUGGUCCCACACCACGUCCUCCACUUGGAAGGAAGUUAUUGGAUUGUGUGUGGGUGAUCGUUCGUGCACAUCUAUAUCCUCCAACUGACAAAACCUGUUACUCACUUGAUGAUAUGCUGGCCAGAGAUCUCAGAUCCACCCCUUGGUCUGGGUUGAUGAAUGAAGAAAUUGAUGCUCUGGGGAAAGAUAUGGAAUCCCAUAUUAUCGGGGACCUAAUUAAAGAAAUAGUGAAGGACAUUUUCCAAAACAGAUGAUAAUCCUUCUGUAUUUCCAUGGUCAGAGGCACUGUGGUAAAGGGUGAGGAAGCUCAGAAACUCGUGGCAUCAAGGCUCAGUUUUUUUGUUGGUUUAUUGCUAGUAUUUACAGGAUAUAGCGUGAAUUGCUUCUGUUGUUCAUGAUGCUUGUGGGUUAGGAUAGGGAUUUGGUUUGGGGUUGAUUGUGAUUGUACAUUAUCUUGUCAACAGUGUUAAUUUUGAUAAAUUGAUUUCUUAUCAAUUUGGCAAUCUACUGUAUUGCUCUCAAAUUCCAGGAUAACAAAAGAUGUUGAACAACAAAUUUUGAUAUUUAUACAUAAUGAAGCUCCCCUGUUGCCUGC